Ziziphus jujuba (common jujube) is the source of this 4162-nucleotide messenger RNA. RefSeq lists its product as uncharacterized. Gene Ontology annotation, biological process: tRNA export from nucleus; rRNA processing. Bases 434 to 3574 code for a protein of 1046 amino acids. The record is from RefSeq and is a predicted model, not a curated record. Lineage: Eukaryota; Viridiplantae; Streptophyta; Magnoliopsida; Rosales; Rhamnaceae. The transcript is spliced from 27 exons. Gene Ontology annotation, cellular component: CURI complex; UTP-C complex; small-subunit processome.
UAUUCUUUUGGAAACAUAUUUCUGUCUGACUCUGACCGCUUUCUCGUCUCCUCUUAUAACCCUAAAGCUGGGGUUUUAGCGGCACACUGUACAGCUCAGACUUAAGGGUUUAAAGCGGGGUUUUAAGCGAGACGCUUGUCUGAUAGCCGCCCUUCUCUCGCCAUUGACGCCGGUUUGCAUAGGACUGAAUAAGCCAAGUUUUCCACUGUUUUCUUCAACAACGAAGAGCGGACAAGGAGAGAUCCAUCUCUCAUCUGCACCUACCCGUCUCUACGGCUAGUCUCACCUCCACCGUCUCACCGUUGCCGUCGCCGUCUCAGCUGCCGAUUGCUGUUUUCUUCUAAACAGUUAUUGCGAAAGAGGGGAAAUCGGCCACAUUAAAAUUACCUUCUGGGGAGGUUUGUUUGCCUAAAGAAGUUAUAGUGGCAAACCGAUGGAUUCUUAUUCAUCUUCAGAUCCAAUGGACCUCAAAGUGAGGGAGCUCUUAAAAGAGGUCCAACUGGAUUACUCUCCUACAUUCACCAAGCUUGUUGACAACACGGUUUCAGCCAUUCAAGAGGCCAUCGAUAAAAUCCCUGAAGACCUCCAGAUUGAAGCGGAUUUAGCUCUGGGCUUUGUCAGAGACAUUGGAGCAGACAAAGUAGAAUUCAAGUUUAAGAAGCCAAAAUCAAUACAAAUUGGUGGGAGUUAUGCCAUAAAAUGCAUUGUAAAGCCUUACAUCAACGUGGAUCUCUUUGUUCGGUUGCCCAAGGAAUGUUUCCAUGAGAAAGACUAUUUGAAUUACCGAUACCAUGCCAAAAGAUGUCUUUACCUGUGCAUAAUUAAAAAGUAUUUGACAUCUUCUUCAUUAGUUCAUAAGGUUGAAUGGUCCACCCUACAGAAUGAGGCACGGAAACCUGUACUAAUAGUCCAUCCAGCUGCAAAAGUUGUUGAAAUUCCUGGAUUUUCUGUAAGAAUUAUUCCUAUAGCAACAUCCCUGUUUAACAUUUCAAAACUGAACCUGGAGCGAAAUAAUGUCCGUGCUUUGAAUCAAGGGGGCACUUCUUGUGCUACACCUAUAUAUAAUAGCAGUAUAUUGGAAGACAUGUUGAUAGAGGAUAAUGUGGAAUUUGUCAAUAAAAUUUUUCUUGGAUGGAAGGAAUUACGGGAAGCGUUGAUCCUGUUAAAGGUUUGGGCUCAGCAGCGAACUUCAAUAUAUGCUCAUGAUUGUUUGAAUGGAUUUCUACUUUCUGUUAUAUUGUCAUACCUCGUGAAUAAAAAACAGAUCAACAAGUCUAUGAAAGCACUGAAGAUAUUCCAUGUUACAUUGCGCUCCAUUGCAAAUUUAAAGUUUUGGGAAAACGGUCUUUACUUUCAGCAGGAGGAAAAAACUAUUUUAAAGUAUAAAGAAAUAUUUCCUGUUGUUAUAUGUGAUCAAUCUGCCAAUAUCAAUCUGGCAUUUCGAAUGACAGCCACUGGAUUCAGUGAGCUCCAAGAUGAGUCUGCUCUGGCACUUAAAUGCAUUGAGGAAUGUAGAGAUGGUGGAUUUGAGGAAAUUUUUAUGACUAGGGUUGACUAUCCUGCAAAAUAUGAUAAUUGCAUAAGAUUGAACUUGAAGGGAAACAGAGAGGUUUAUGCAUCGGGAUUUUGCUUGGAUAAUGAAUGUUGGAGGUUGUAUGAGCAGAAGGUGCAUAAUGUUCUAACUCAAGGACUCGGUGAUAGGGUGAAGUCUGUUCGUGUUACUUGGAGAAACACGCCUUCAGAAUGCAUUAUCGAAGAUGGCUUGUCAACAUUUAAUUCUGAGCCAUUGAUUAUUGGAAUUUCACUGAGCUCUUUAGAGAAGGCUUUUAGGUUGGUUGAUUAUGGGCCACAUCCUGAAAAUAAAGAGGAGGCUCUCAAAUACAGGAAGUUUUGGGGGGACAAGGCAGAGCUUAGGAGAUUCAAAGAUGGUAAAAUCACAGAGAGCACAGUUUGGAAAUGUGAGCAAUGGGAAAAACAUCUCAUUCUAAGAAGAAUUGCUGAGUAUGUGCUUCUGCGGCAUCUUUCUCUAUCGAAUGAGAAUAUCACAUAUAUUGUUGACCAACUUGAUUUCGCUUUGGUUCAUGGUGUGGGAGAUCCUAUAUCAUCUUCUGGAAGCUUGCUGAGUGCAUUUGAAGUUCUAUCAAAUCACCUACGACUUAUCCAAGAUAUACCCUUGAAGGUUUUUGCUGUGCAGCCUUUGGACUCAGCUUUCAGAUUUACAUCUGUCUUCCCACCUGAACCUCAUCCACUGGCUAAUAAAAAGGGUGGUGUUCUAAGACUACAUAAGUUCACGCCAUCUUGCAUUCAGCCUUUGGAAGUUUUGAUCCAGUUGGAAGGUUCUGGAAGCUGGCCAAUGGAUGAUGUAGCAAUCGAGAAAACAAAAUCUGCAUUUCUUCUUAAAAUUGGAGAGAGUCUCCAGAAAAAUUGGGGGAUGAUAUGUACUGCUACUGAGGAUAAUGUGGAUGUUUUUGUGUCUGGAUAUGCAUUUCGUCUUAAAAUUUUGCAUGAAAGAGGCCUCAGCUUGUUGAGGAAGGAAACUGGAAGUUAUCAAGUGAAGAGGGUCUCUUCUACUGACAAGGAACUUUUCUUUCGUGGUCAGCAUGCUAGCAUGAUUAAUGGAUUACAGCAUCGUUAUCCAAUAUAUGGGCCAGUUGUUAGGCUUGCAAAACGAUGGGUUGCUUCUCAUAUGUUAUCAGCGUGCUUGGUGGAGGAAGCAAUUGAGCUUGUGGUUGCAUAUCUUUUCCUUAAGCCUUUACCAUGUUCUGCUCCAUCCUCACGAAUCACUGGAUUUUUAAGGUUCCUGCGGCUGCUAUCCGACUAUAAUUGGACAUUUUCACCCUUAAUUGUAGACAUAAAUAAUGAUUUGAGUCCAGAAGAUGUGAAAGAGAUAAAUGACAACUUUAUGUUGAGUAGAAAAGAUUAUGAAGCAAAUGGACAAACUGUCAACUCACUGAUAUUCUUAGCUACAGCAUAUGACAAGUUGUCUGAAGCAUGGAGUAGAUACUCACCAAACUCAUCAGAGCUUAAAAGGCUGGUGGCUUAUGCUCAAAGUAGUGCAAACUUGUUGACAAAACUCAUAUUGGAGGAUCAUGUUGAUUCUUAUAGAUGGGAGUGCCUUUAUCGAACCCCUUUGAGUAACUUUGAUGCAGUGAUUCUUCUACAUAGGGAUAAAUUACCUUACCCCCAGCGUCUUCUUUUCCCAUCUGAACUAAACCAAGGGAUACGUGUGGCACAGGGAAAUGCUAGCGAAGCUUUUCAUCCGUUCCUGUUACCUGGAGACUUGAAACAAAGCUCAGAUGAACUAAGAAAUAAGUUAUUGAUAAAUUUUGAUCCAUUAAGGUGCUUUCUUGGGGAUCUAAAGGAAGAAUUCUCCAACACAUUCAAGAUUUGGUAUGAUUCUCUGGGUGGUGAUGCUGUUGGCCUAACAUGGGGUGCAUGUUCAAAGAAACGGGACCGGGAAGAAGCAAUUGAGGAAGUAAAAAAUCCUAUUGACAUGCUACGAGGAGUUGGUGAAAUUGGAAAAGGGUUUGUGAGAAGUAUUUAUUGUCUCAAAGCCCCGAGGCUAGCAGGAUAGUCGUUCAUAUUUUCAGAAGGUCCAAAUGUUCCAGGGUUGGGAAGUUUUUGCUAAUGAGUUAAUUGUAUCAUUUCGGUUCCAUUGGGGUAUCUGAACCCCAUCUUAACAGGUUACAACGCCACAGUUUUGAGGAGGUUUUUCCAUUCAAAUUUGGAUUUUUCGGAGAAGACACCUGUUAUGUCAUUUCACCAUUAUGGGUACCUUAAGCCUCUUUCUUCACAUAUAUAUAUAUAUAUAUAUAUUUUUUUUUUUUAGGUCCAAAAUGUAAUCAAGCACAUUUGGGAGCUUAGGGAGAAUUAGUAAAAUGUUCACUGAUAAAAUUUGCAGGUGAUUACAAAUCAAGCAAAAAAGGGGAACCUUUUGUAUAGUCUUACGACUGUUGCCAUAAGUUGAUGAUCUGAAAGUACGUUAUGAUUCUAAACUGGAAUGAGCCAGUGAGAUGUACAAGGGAAAUUAAAUAUUAUUUAAGUGUAGGAUGCAACUUUUUCAAGUCCAUGCAAAGAGUAAACCAUUGUUUUAUUUCUGUUGUAAACUUAAUAGUCGAUUCUGAUUUGAUAUUUAAAAUUCUCUUACUGUAUUUGAUCUUCA